AUGAAGAGCCAGAGAAGAAACUUAGCCACCCUGAGUUUGAUGAUAAUUACGGUUUUGUCAUGGUCGAGGAUUGUGGCCGGACAAGAAGCACUAUUAGGAAAGAAAGUAAUGCCGUUGUGCCACAGAGAAUGUAUGCCAAUAUGCAUGAAAGUGACCGACGCAACGCAAGAGGUUUGCGACCCUGCAUGCCAAGCGGGCUGUCUCCAACUUCAAGGUCGAGGCACCGGACUUUCAGCCACCGAUCUAUUAAGGAAAGAGUAA
Messenger RNA from Microthlaspi erraticum, 261 nucleotides. The record is from the annotation of a GenBank genome assembly. Lineage: Eukaryota; Viridiplantae; Streptophyta; Magnoliopsida; Brassicales; Brassicaceae.